AUGAACGAGAUACAAUCCUUUCAACCUAAGCGUCGUGGUCUCAACUUUAAGCAACUCAACCAAGACUUUGCCGACGAACAGUACGAAGUUUUCCUUAACAAACUCAAUGUCGAAGUUUAUGUCGUCGCACAGAUGGCCUUCCUUCCUGGGGGUAGCGCUGGGCCAACUCGGAGGUCUCCUUGGUUGAGACAGUACCCGGAGGAGUUUAUCAAACAUGUCGAGCUUGUGGCACAUCCAGAUGCACGCUCGGGGCACUGGGAGAAGCUCAUUCGGCACGGGGACGAGAGAGUCAACCUGAUUGUUGCCAUCAUCUUCAAAAUCAUUGACAAGGGCAUAUUCUCGCCGCUUCUAUUUGGAGCUGAUCCGAAGCUUUGUAAGACACUUCAGAGCUCCGAUACCGAGCUCAUCAAUGCUGAAGGAUUCGAACGCAGCGCUGUUCUCUCUCACACAUCCAGAGCGUGGCUCCGGAAGAAUAACGGAGAGCCCCCUCUCUUUUGGCAAGAGGUUGACAAGCUGUGCUGGCAAACUUUGUCAAUGUUACUCCCUCUCUACGGCUAUGUGGAAGAAACCGCAAUUUCCAAACCCAUCCCGAAGACGGAACUAUACCAGUCACUGCACGAUGUGUUUGCACACGCUGGUUGGAUCAGCGUGUGCAUGCGCAUGUCACCAGCCGUCAUCUCAAUAGACUGGAAUAUUCCCGGAGAGCCAUUCUCGGCAGAACUCGUCAACAACUCUCAGGAUGCAUACGAAGCUUCAAAGAAGGCAGCCAUGGCACACGAAGCCUCGGUGGAGAAAGCCAGACAACGCAUGAGUCUCAGGAGGUCCGGCAAGCCCAAAGCCCAUAUUAGGCAUGUCAAGUCUGCUCCCAGAGUCAAGAUCACAGUGACGCCAACAAUGGUUCGUCACAAGCCUCUACCAAGAACAAUGAACAUUAAGGGCGUCACAUCGUAUACUAUAAUGAAGCCCUCUGCGGUAUUCUAUGAGGGAUUCAAGCUUGAAGGGGAUGAGAAAAAAGCAUACACCAGUCUUCCAGACUACAUCCAGAAGCUCCGAGACCGCAACUGCGUGCCAGAGAAAACUGUCAUGGCCAUUAUGGCAUUUGCAGCCAUUUGGCUGUGGGUUUCGUUUACCACCUCGGGUCAACAAACACAGCAGAUAGUGCAACAAUGGUUGCAAUCGGUACAAUAG
Fusarium poae is the source of this 1188-nucleotide messenger RNA. RefSeq lists its product as uncharacterized. The transcript is spliced from 2 exons. NCBI's taxonomy places the organism in Eukaryota, Fungi, Ascomycota, Sordariomycetes, Hypocreales, Nectriaceae. The coding region runs from base 1 to 1188 and encodes 395 amino acids. The record is from RefSeq and is a predicted model, not a curated record.